Messenger RNA from Tilletiopsis washingtonensis, 1865 nucleotides. Its product is annotated as acid protease. The transcript has a single exon. Gene Ontology annotation, biological process: proteolysis. NCBI's taxonomy places the organism in Eukaryota, Fungi, Basidiomycota, Exobasidiomycetes, Entylomatales. Bases 105 to 1799 code for a protein of 564 amino acids. The record is from RefSeq and is a predicted model, not a curated record. Gene Ontology annotation, molecular function: aspartic-type endopeptidase activity.
CGCAGAGGCUCGCUCGAGGAGCUCGAGGACGGCGUCGGCGUGACGCUCUCGCUGAAGCACGUCGAGGGCCGCGGCGGCGACUCGGGGGUGGUGAGUGAUGUGUGAUGUGCAGCGGUGCAGCAGAUGCUGGAUGGGCGGUGUAUGGUGCAGUCAGUGCUUGGUGUGCAGCAGUGCAGCAUCUGCUGCGUGCGGCCUGGUGCAGCAGCUGUGUCGCCUCUACGCCGUCCCUCUGCGCCGAGCCGCCAGCUGACUCCCGUGUCCAGGUGCUGCAGCGCCACCUGAACAGCGCCGUGAAGAAGGUGGCCCGCAUCACGGCCCGCGAUGCGCCGUCGGACGAGGCGAUGCACGCGGCCAUGGAGCAGCGUCGUCGUGCCGCUGCUCUGGGCCGCCGCUCGCUGCCGAUCGCCGGCACGUCCGAGGACGAGCAUCCCAUGCCGCGCUCGCCGUCGCCGUCGCGCCGCGCGCACCACAAGCGCAGCCCGCAGCCGGCCACGUUUGCGGCGGGCCGCCACGGGCGCAUCGGCGUCGUCAUACCGCAGAAGGAGCAGGGCACGCCGGAGCGCCGCCUGCUCGGCGCGCUCGGCGGCCUGCUCAACGACGAGCACCCGGACCUGGCCUCGGCCACGCUCAUCGGGCCGCCCGUCGCGGCGCAGACGGGCACGUCGGCCCACUCGUACGCGACGAAGAAGAAGUCGAACAAGGCCGCGGCCACGCCCGACGGAAGCGGCGGCUUCCCGAAGUCGGCGUGGGCGGCGGCCAACUCGGGCGGCGUGCAGAAGGCCAAGGCGCCGACGGCCAAGGACUCGCUCGGUCUGGACAUUGAGGCAAACGACGUUGGCUACGUCGCCACAGUCCAGAUCGGCAGUGCCAGCACGCCGUUCCGCCUGCUCAUCGACUCGGGCAGCGCCGACACGUGGGUGCCGAGCACGGCGUGCGACAACUGCUCGGACCAGCACCAGCGCCUGGGCAAGAAGAUCUCGUCGUCGUUCCGCGGCAGCCAGAAGCCGUUCAGCAUCACGUACGGCACGGGCAGCGUCUCGGGCAUCCUGGCGCAGGACCGCCUGAUGAUUGCCGGCCUCAAGCUGUCGAACCACACCAUCGGCCUGGCGCACAAGGAGUCGUCGGACUUCAGCGACCCGAGCGUGCCGUUCGACGGCCUCAUGGGCCUGGCGCAGCAGAAGCUGGCCAACUCGCGCAGCCCGACGCCCAUCGACGCGCUGUACGCCGCGCGCCUCGUCUCGGCGCCCGUGAUGGGCUACCACCUCGCGCGCGCCGCGGAUAGCAACAACGACGGCGAGGUGACGUUUGGCGGCGUCGACGCGAGCAAGUUCAAGGGCCAGCUCGUCGAGGUGCCCAACGUCUCGACGCAGGGCUUCUGGGAGAUCAAGCUUGACGGCGUCAAGUUUGGCGGCAAGACGAUUGCCAGCCUGAGCAAGGGCCGCACGGCCAUCCUCGACACGGGCACCACGCUCAUCGUGGCGCCGCAGGCCGACGCCGACGCCGUGCACCGCGCGAUCCCCGGCGCCAAGUCCGACGGCCAGGGCGGCUACACGAUCCCCUGCACCACGACGGGCGCCGUGACGUUCAGCUUCGGCGGGCGCGAGUGGCCCAUGACGCCCAACGACAUGAAGUUCCUGCCCGUCGACUCGCAGAACCUCAAGGGCGACUGCAUCAGCUCCAUCAGCGCCGGCGACGUCGGCCAAGCAAACGAGUGGCUAGUCGGCGCCGCGUUCCUGCGCAACAUCUACCUGGCCACCAACACGAAGAGCAACUCGGUCGGCCUCGGUGCGCUGGCAUGAGCGCCGCGGCUGAGCCCGGGCGAUCGCGUCGAGGAGUUGGCAUCUCCCCGACGCUGCGGACCUCCC